AUGGCGUUUAAUCACAAUUAUCAGGUAGAAUAUCCUAGACGGGUUUCGUUGGAUAACAGUCCGCUACAAGCGAGUAGUUCGAUCUUAUCAGAUUCGCAAUCGCUGUGGGUCUUGUUUAGUCCAUCUUUGCAGACUCCUAUAGCAAAUGAAUCGGAUAUUCUCUCGCUCACAAAUAAUACACGUACAGACACAGAUGCAGAGUCGGUAGAAGGAUCAAGUUCAGUGUUACUGGAGGCCCAAGAUAGGUCUUUUUCGUCAGAAGAAUGGACUCGGCUGGAUGUGGUGCAACAGGGUGUUAAUUCAGAGACAACGGAACGACGUAGGGCGGGACUGCAGUCAGAGAGUGACUCGUUGAUAGAUCACCUUGCUGGAAGUGAUGUAGGAGGGUUUAAGGGCCAGGUGGAGGGUGGUGGCCAUCCAGCAGCGGUCACAAGAGGUCGCCAAAGUCGCUUAUUUGAAACCCCGGGGUCGGAGUUGCACAGACGCAUUAAUAAAUGGCGAAAUAACAACCUCGACGAGAUGGUGGACGAUAAUACGGCAUCUUGGGAUUUAGAUGAAGACCUCAGCCUGCAACCAGGUCCUGCGGAAACUGAACGCACCAAGAGGCCGUUUUACGGAGAUGACGUAUUCGCUAAAUUAUCUGAGCAAGAAUACAUAAAUUUCAGGAACGUGGAAAAGAACUUGAAACAGUCGCUCGAAGCCCUGAACAAUCCUACCUACAUACCAUUUAUUAUUAACCAUAUCUUGUAUAAGCUUGCCCAUUCCUCGGCAAAUGCGGUGGAGCAGCCAUCACUUGGAACCUUGAAAACAGAGCUUCAAAAAUACUCAUCCUUGCUCAAGGAAAACAACACACAAUCGUUCUUGGACUCGAUAAUCGAAAAUCACUUGAGGAACUCCCAUAUGAUGCACGUUUCCAACACAAGACGUCCUAUUUCUGACACUACUUCGGCCUCGUCGUUGAUCCUUUGUGGUGGCUCCUGGAACGAAUUGUGA
Molecule: messenger RNA, 993 nt
Organism: Debaryomyces fabryi
Lineage: Eukaryota; Fungi; Ascomycota; Pichiomycetes; Serinales; Debaryomycetaceae
Exons: 1
Coding region: 1-993 (330 amino acids)
Source: RefSeq, a predicted model, not a curated record